Molecule: messenger RNA, 4603 nt
Organism: Rhineura floridana
Lineage: Eukaryota; Metazoa; Chordata; Lepidosauria; Squamata; Rhineuridae
Product: protocadherin beta-16-like
Exons: 2
Coding region: 217-2748 (843 amino acids)
Biological process (GO): homophilic cell-cell adhesion
Cellular component (GO): plasma membrane
Molecular function (GO): calcium ion binding
Source: RefSeq, a predicted model, not a curated record
UUUGUGAAGGACGUCACAUGAAGCCAUGAACACAAGGGUGCCUGAAACAAAAGACGGUUAGUUUUUUUUCUGUGCUAAAGAGAUAACAUAGAGUACAGCAAAGCCAUCAACACUGCAGCACCACAUUUAUUUCCCCAUUCUUAGAGAUGGUCAUUGGAUGCAACAGUCCGAAACGUCAUAUUUUGGCCUGAAACUGAAGAGGGAAAACUUUGAACCAUGGGAGACUGCUUCAAGAGGAAACAAGGUCUGUACAUUUUGCUUUUUCUUUGUGUUCCUGCAGCACUGAGUAUUUCAAUUCACUAUUCUGUGCCUGAAGAAAAGAAAAGUGGGUCUUUGGUGGCUAAUGUAGUGAAAGACUUGAAGCUGGGAACCAGGGAGCUCUCUGUUCGCAGAGCCCAGCUAGUGUCCAAAAGCACUAAGCAGUAUUUCCACCUUGAUACCCACUCUGGGAAUCUGUUGAUAAAUGAUAAAAUAGACCGAGAGGCUUUGUGUGGCCAGAUUGAUCCUUGCUUAUUACUGUCUGAAAUUGUGCUCCAAAGCCCCUUAAAGAUCUACAGUAUUGAAAUCAAGAUAGAAGACAUAAAUGACAACACUCCCAAAUUCUCUAAAAAUGAAUUUGAACUGGACAUUCCUGAAAUAGUUUCUACAAAUAUGCAUUUCCCCUUGGAAUCUGCGCAAGAUGAGGACCUAGGGAAAAAUGGCAUCCAAAACUACACCCUCAGUUCCAACGAGCAUUUCCAGCUUGAUGUUAAAAGCAAUGAGGGUGGGAGCAAGUAUGUGGAUCUUGUUCUUGAGAAACCACUAGACAGAGAGAAGGAGCCAAACUUUGGAUUGACUCUCACAGCUGUUGAUGGAGGGGUGCCACAGAGAACGGGCACAGUUCAAAUAAAUAUUAAUGUUUUGGACAUUAAUGAUAAUUCUCCUCAGUUUACUCAGUCUGAAUACAAAGUAAGAUUGAAGGAAAACAGCCCACGGGACACUCUGGUCUCCAAAGUGGAAGCCACAGAUUUGGAUUCUGGUUCAAAUGCGCAGAUUACCUACUCAUUCCACCGGGUGCCUGAAAAAAUAUACAAUUUGUUUCAUUUAAAUGAAAUCACUGGAGAAAUCACUGUUUUGGGACAAAUUGAUUAUGAAGAAGAAAACAGUUAUGACAUCAAUAUCAGAGCAACAGAUGGAGGGGGUCUUGCAGGAUACUGCAAGGUCCUGGUCGACGUUGAGGACGUGAAUGACAAUGCCCCAGAUGUGUCAAUCAUAUCCAUCACCAGCCCUUUACCAGAGGAUUCUCCCUUAGAGACACUUGUUGCCCUGUUCAGUGUCACAGACAGAGACUCUGGGGACAAUGGAAGAACAGUUUGCUCCGUGGACAUAAAUCUUCCCUUUGUGUUAAAACCCACAGUGAAUAACUAUUACCAACUUGUGAUCCAAAGUCCCCUGGACAGAGAGAAAAUCACGGAGUAUAAUAUCACCACCAUAGUUAUUGAUAGGGGCUCUCCAAGGCUCACUUCAACAAGAAUUAUUAAUGUUCAGAUCUCAGAUGUCAAUGACAACCCUCCAGUAUUUGAAAAGUCUGCAUCUGAAAUACAAAUACAGGAAAAUAAUAUCCCCGGAUUGCUGAUUGGCUCAGUCCAUGCUGCUGAUCUGGACACAGAGCGGAAUGCCAAACUCACCUACUCACUUUUGCCUGGGAAGGUUGGUGAUGGCCCUGUGGCCUCAUACAUCUCAGUCAACUCUGCAACUGGAAAUUUGUAUGCCCUCAGAUCUCUGGAUUAUGAGCUGAUCAAGGAUUUCAAAGUGACAGUGAGGGCUACAGAUGGCGGGUCUCCUCCUUUGACCUCAGAAGUUAUUGUCAGAUUUGUUGUCACAGAUGAAAAUGAUAACGCUCCCUUCUUCCUCUACCCCCUUCAGAACAGUACAUCUCCCUGCAAUGAGCUGGUCCCCAAGUCAGCAGAGGCCGGUUACCUGGUGACCAAGGUGGUGGCUGUGGAUGGAGAUUCUGGUCAGAACUCCUGGCUUUCCUAUGAGUUGCUGAAGGCCACAGACCCUGGCCUAUUCAGUAUAGGAGCCCAGAAUGGAGAAGUGAGAACCAGGAGGCCCCUGAAUGAGCGAGACACAAGCAAGCAGAGACUCAUGAUAGUGGUGCGAGACAAUGGGCUCCCUCCCCAGACCAGCACUGCAAUGCUCAAUGUCCUUCCAGUGGAUGGCUUUUCAGAUCCUUACAUGAAGGCUGUGGAGGUUAGUAACCAAGAACAUGAAGAAGAUGGAACCUUGACCUUGUAUCUGGUGAUCUGCCUGGCUGCAGUCUCCUUUGUGUUCCUAGUUUGCAUUGUUUCAUUUGUUGUUAUCAAGAUCUACAAGAAGGAUCCCAGGGGAAAUUUUAUCGCCGCACCUCCUCACUUCCCACCUGCCAGGCCUGAUAUUCCAGAAAACUGCACCGAUUCUCAGAGUGGGUCACUUUCCAGGAGUUACCACUAUGAUGUUUGCUUAACUGGUGGGUCCUUAAGCAGUGAGUUCAGAUUUCUCAGGCCCCUCAUUCCUGUUUUUUCUGUCGGGGACCCAAACAUCUCUGUGAACCACAGGAUGCCUUCUGGUUCCCAAGAUAUUCCUGAGCAGGUGGGAGAAAAAGAAGCAGAGGAAAAGGGUAGAGCAUCUCUUUCUGAAGACUCGGCUCCCAGAUCUGGAGCCCCAGGUUGCACUGUUAAUCAGGCAACUGGGGCAAAUGUGAACAGUGACUGGCUUUCCUAUCAGUAGAUGAGGAUAACCAACUCUGCCCAUCAUUCUGUCUCUGAGGACCAAUAAUCAAAAGCUCAAGGAUCAUGCAAGAAACUAACCCCCGGCCUGAAAAGAAUGGGUCUUCUGCCUAAAAGAAAAUAUUUUGAAUCACUCUUGUGCAAGCCAAAUGGAAAUGAACAGGAAUGCUCUAGUGCUGUUCCCAUUCAUUUCAAUAGGGCUUGUUUAAGACAACUUGUAGGUGGAUUGUGCCCAUACACUUACCUGGUAUAAAAUUAUAUUUCUGCUUUGUAGGGUUUUGCAGUAGCAUACUGCUCUUUUGGUCUAGCUUGUUAAGGAAAUGUAGGUGACUUUGUUGCAUGCUUAUUGUUGUGAUGCUUCCUUAAGUUUCCUUAGGCUAUUUUUGCUGCUUUAAAAUAUUUUCGAUGGUUAGCAGUCUCUCAGAAAUUCUAAUUGCUGAUUGUAAUGCAGCUGUUACUAGUAUCCUGUACCUUCCUUGAAAGACUUAGCAAGAUAAGUAUAUGAAUAUGUCCAGUAACAAAAAAGAGCAUGCACACAAUUCACUGGGAAGUAGAAAGGAGCAGGAGCUUUGUAUGAGAAUAUUUCUCCCAUUUAUGUCACUGGAGCUUGCAAAUGGGACUUCCAUUUCUCAGUGGAUUUACACAUUAUUUUCUAGUCAUAUUUAGUCUGUAUGUGCACUUUCCUGUCUAAAUGCUCAAUGCUACCAUUGUCUGUUAUAGUUGUGCUAGUAAUUUUUCUUUCAUUGGCCGAGUUUGCACGUAAUGUUAAACCAUGGUUAACACUGACCAUAGUUAAUGUUAACCAUAGUUAAUUAAUCAUAGUUAAAGCCUAGGUCUCUAACAGGCAAUCACUUAAACCUUGCUUUGUUACAUCACGGAAUAGUUAAAAACACAAGAACAGAGCAGAUUGAAUUUUUUGCCACUCUACACUCACAACUCUGUAGCUUUUGGGUGGUGACGGCUCCUUUCCAGAUUCACACAUAACACUAUGCUAUGGUUAAUGCUAAGAUUUAUAAAUCUUGGUUAAUGAACCAUAGUUAAGCUGCUAGGCUGGGUUCAAACAUAAUGGUAAGCCAUGGUUUAAUAAACCAGACUAUAGUAUCCAUGUAUGUGCACAUAUAUACACAUACAUGUAUGCUCACACAUACAGGCACACACAUUUUCACUGAAAUUUAACAAUUCCUGUUUUCCUGUAAAUUACCCCAACUCAUGCUGAGAAAAGUGUUGCAAGCUAAUCAAUACUCCUUUGCAACAAUUAAAGAAUGAAACAUACUAUAUUUGAAAAGAACACUUUGUCCACUUAUUUUAAGUUAAUGUGCUAAAUCACAUUCUUUACAGCUGCCCUUUAAUGUUGGUUUAUUUAUGGUGCUUGAACUACUCCAGUGGUAACUAAAGGAUUUAACACCAAAUUGAAUCUGAUCUCAUCUUUAUUCUCUACAGUGAAGGGGACAGGUCAGUGGUAAAUCUAGCUCCACCCCUAUGAUAAACUGCUACUGUAAACACUUUAAAAAAAAAUGGAAGACUGUAAGAGUGUGGGUUCACAGUUAUGUGGUUAUGUAGUUGUGCAGUUUGGAGUAGAAUUUUCUGUGAACCUGUGUGUUUUGGGAAUAGUACUAUAUUCUGACAAUGAAAAUUUCACAAGGGCAUUUUGAAGUCUAUGAAUGAAAGAAAGUAGCAAGUAGUGUAGUGAAAUAAGAGGUUAGAUAGGAAAGAGUGCAAUUUAUUUACAAAUGAAAUCAGCAGGAAAACCUGCUAGUUUUAGGAUGUAGAAUGCACAUGUUAUUGUUUAUGUAUUGCCAUUGUCAUCUUUUCAUUAUAAGAAAAUAAAAAAGAUGCAGUGUACUUUUACAUAUUGU